Messenger RNA from Drosophila kikkawai, 526 nucleotides. RefSeq lists its product as uncharacterized. NCBI's taxonomy places the organism in Eukaryota, Metazoa, Arthropoda, Insecta, Diptera, Drosophilidae. The record is from RefSeq and is a predicted model, not a curated record.
GGUUUAGCCAAGAUGUCGAGUGUUUCCCUGAUCGCAGUCUGUGUGUUGCUCUGCCUGAGCGGACAAGCCUGGGGUCAAUAUGAGGCCGUAGAUCAGGCCAUUGCCUGGGCCAACAAUGUCUACCAGACCGUUGGGGUUGUGACCAGAGAGAAGCUGCCAGUUACAGCUUCGGCUCAAAAGGAGGGACAGGAUAUGCUGGAUACCUUCAAAUUGGGCCUAACCCAUUGCGAGACUGAGCUGAAGGCCACCAGGAAUGUGGACCAGCACAGGACGUGUGUCAACGCCUUGACAGCUGGCUAUUACGCCUCUUUGGGUCAAUUGGCCGGCGAGCUGUGGGCCAUCCAUGGAGCCACCUCUGGGGCAUCGCGUCUCAGUUUGUUUUGGUAGUCUCAAAGUAUUAAAAGAAGGUGUCAACUGAAUCUCUUUGAAACUUGCACUUGUAUAAAAAUGAAAUAAUAAUUGUUAUUGGUUUAAGUUUACAAAAACAUUUAGAAAAUAAAGUAAAGAAUUGAAGACAUUUUGUAAU